Messenger RNA from Oncorhynchus nerka (sockeye salmon), 2552 nucleotides. Its product is annotated as neurexophilin-1. Gene Ontology annotation, molecular function: signaling receptor binding. The record is from RefSeq and is a predicted model, not a curated record. The transcript has 2 exons. Lineage: Eukaryota; Metazoa; Chordata; Actinopteri; Salmoniformes; Salmonidae. The coding region runs from base 355 to 1164 and encodes 269 amino acids.
AACUGCUCAUCGAGCCUCACGCGCACGGCAGGCAGGAAGACAAUCAAAUCAAGGACUGAUCCUUUAUGAUUGCUUUGAAUCGAAUUUUCAUCUUUCAGUUAACUAUGAGAUUGCUUCAACCCUGCUCUCAGGAUUAAUUCCUAUGUAAUCGUUAUUUGUUUCCCCCUCUCGUCCAAUAUCUGUCUCCAAGUGUAGGCUAAGCUUGUUCUGUGGUCAUGGGGUGUAUACUUUCAUUUUUGCCUAGGCUGUUGAGGGUCUUGACCGUUGUGUAAAAGCGGUUACCGUGUGGAUUUAUGGUCUUCACAGACAAAGAGCCAGCGAAGGGAAACUAGUGGAAGUUUGAGACCAGGAAGAAUGCAGGCGAAGUGUUGGUGUGCGGUGUUACUCCUGACGCCAGCGUUUUACUUGGUGACAAGUGUUCAUGCUUCCAAGGCGGACCUCCUCAAGUCGGGCAGCCCCAAGUCGACGUUAAAACACAUAUGGACAGAAAGCAGCAAGGACCUGUCAAUCAGCAGGUUGUUGUCACAGACUCUCCAUGGCAAAGAGAACACCACGGCCCUGGACCUGCGCUACGACACCCCGGAGCCCUACUCCGAGCAGGACCUCUGGGACUGGCUGAGGAACUCUACCGACCUCCAGGAUUCUAGAGCAAGAGCUAAGCGGCGGCCUAUGGUCAAGACGGGCAAGUUCAAGAAGAUGUUCGGUUGGGGAGACUUCCACUCCAACAUUAAGACGGUCAAGCUCAACCUCCUCAUCACCGGGAAGAUCGUGGAUCACGGCAACGGAACCUUCAGCGUCUACUUCAGACACAACUCCACAGGCCAGGGCAACGUAUCUGUGAGUCUCGUCCCACCAACCAAGGUCGUGGAGUUCGACGUGGCGGCCCAGCAGUCCGUGAUUGACGCCAAGGACUCCAAGUCCUUCAACUGCCGCAUAGAGUACGAAAAGGUGGAGAAGGGUGCCAGGAACACGCUGUGUAACUUCGACCCCUCCAAGACGUGUUACCAGGAGCAGACUCAGAGCCACGUCUCCUGGCUCUGUUCCAAGCCCUUUAAAGUCAUCUGCAUCUACAUCUCCUUCUACAGCACUGACUACAAGCUGGUGCAGAAAGUCUGUCCAGACUACAACUACCACAGUGACACUCCCUACUUCCCCUCUGGCUGACCACUCCCACAACAACAAUCCCAAUGUGAAGGACCAGUAAGUUACAAAGCGGGGCUUCUUCUUCUUUUUCCCCGCCCAGAGAAAUAUAUGUUAGCUGUACUGUUCUGAAAAUAAAAGAAUGUGUAAAAUGAAUUGAUUAUCUAUUUAUGAAAUUAAGACAAUAGAGAAAGUAAAGACUUUUAUGGGGCAUUAUUAUUUUGUCUUUCAAGUGUUGUGCAAAACCAUUAUUAUUAUAAAUAUAAUAAUUAUUAUAUUAAUAUUAUUAGUAUACAAAUACUAUGACUAAACAAUAAUAUUGAUUAUAAUUCAUUUGUUUUAUAGAUUUCAUACCUUUUUUCAUCGGUGAUUUCAUAGAUGCAUCAUGUGUACAUAUUUGGGGUUGAUAGUUCCAUUUGUAACUAAGUAAAAUCAGAAUUUCAAAUAAGUCUUAUUAGUUUGUAACAACUUGUUAAUGUUAUCAAUAUGUUAUAUUCAUUUUCUUGGUCCAGUUUGAUUCUAGGUGCUUUAAUUUUCUCCUUUUAGUAGUUCUUACUUUGCUCCUUAGGGCCACCAUACUUUCUGUACGACAGUUCAGUUCUGUGAGCUACCAAUUGGAUGGCAGCCUACAUGAUCCUAUGUUUUGUUUGCACCUGCAAUACUCUUCAUUCAUUGCAGCUCAAUUCCGCUCUCUCAGAAAUAACAGUCCAGACUCCUACCCUUGAAGGUCUACAAGAUCCCCACACAUUUCCAAAUCCUUUGACCCCACAGUCGAGAGAGCUGAGGAAGAGGAGAGUGUCAGUGUGCAAUCCAAGUAGGUGGUCUUACCUAGCACUGACAGGAUUCUCCCGCAGGCAUGUUUUAUAAAAAAAAAUACAAAUAAAUGCAUUUGACAUGUUCAGGAAUGAUGCUGUUCAAUCUUCAGCUUGUCCCUGUAUAAAUCCUGGCUCAGAUUAUUAUUAGCAAAUCACAGCCUUAUUAGGUUUAUUGUUCAUAUUCAGUUGUGAUUGAUUGGGGGGCUUUGCUCAUUGUCAUUGACUUAAUAAAAAUUGUAAUGUAAUGAAUUCUAUAUCUUAGAGAGCCUAAUUUGUAUGAAUGGUUUGUAUUGUACAUAGUUUAUCCUGAAUUGAGCUGCGUCUGUAUAUGCCCACAUAAAGCUGUCUACCCCUUCCCACAAUCUCUCUCUCUCUCUCUCUCUCUCUCUCUCUCUCUCUCUCUCUCUCUCUCUCUCUCUCUCUCUCUCUCUCUCUCUCUCUCUCGUGAAUCCAUGAAAACAGCAACCCUGUACAUACGCUGUAGAACUGUCUAAAUAUAUUACAAGUAUUCAUCAAAUGUAUGGCUUUUAUUUCUGGGGGAAGGAUGGGAUGGAGGUGUACAUAUGAAUAAAAAUCCUGUAUGUUUUAUCAGUUGAA